Messenger RNA from Styela clava, 3094 nucleotides. NCBI's taxonomy places the organism in Eukaryota, Metazoa, Chordata, Ascidiacea, Stolidobranchia, Styelidae. The record is from RefSeq and is a predicted model, not a curated record.
UAUAUUUAUUUUCAGUUAUUAUUUACUAAGUUUAGAUAGAUCUAUAAUAUGGAAUUUAUUUUACGUUUCACUUUUGUCAUCUUUACGUCAAUGACGUUAGUAACCACGACAUCCCCGUGUCAACACUAUCUAUUGGGGCAAUCAGGAAACGUUACAUUUCCAAAUGAUUUACAACAGACAGUUUUGCAAUCAUUUUACACGGACGGAUUGAACCUCACUGCAAAAUGCGUUUACGCUAAAAAUAUCAACAUGAAAUCGCUGGCUCUCACCUUCAAGGACAUUGUAAUAGAAGCGCCCGGAAUAAAAAUCGAGACAAUCAAAAAGAACUUGAAAUCACCAUGGGAAACAUACCGGGAAUUAACAGGAAAUUUGCCGGAAAUAGUGAUCGAAAUCCGCGGCGUAAAGUAUCUUAAAAUCGUGGUACAGAAAAAUGCAGGGUCGUUUAUACUGGACUACAAAGUUGAAAAAACGCCAGAUAUCAAAUGCAGAGCACUGCCCGACAAAGUCAAAACCAUCAAAUGCUCUAAAAGUCGCAAAGCAGGAUCGAAAUGCACUUUGACGUGUCGGGAUGGAUUCGUUCAUCAUGAGUUUAUUAAUAUGAAGACAGAAUCGGAAUUUGGAGUUAUUUGCAGAAAAAUAAGUCGAAGAUCAGCAAUCUGGCAACCUUCAUUAGAUAAGACUUUGUGCCGGAAUGGAAGAAAGAUUAAGAAAGAAUGCAAAAAGAUAAAGUUCUGCGUUCCUGUACCAGAGACCACAUCACUUGUAUUUAUGAACAAUAUAAACGAAGAAACAACAACGAAGAUGAACAAAACAGAGACUGUGACAUCACCAUCCAUGGUAGAAACAACAAAGACAAACCAAACAGAUACUGUGAAAUCACCAACCACUAUAGAGACAACAAAGACAAAUAAAACAGAGACUGUGACAUCGCCAUCCACGGAGGAGACAACAAAACAAAUUAAACCGGAUACUACUAUAAAAUUGACUCCUUCCACCACAGAAGAAUUUAAUUGGUUGCUGAUAAAACCUAUAGCUCGCAACACACAAACUCCAACCCAGUCAAAACAGCAAAAUCGAAAUACCGAACCAGCGUUACCGGGGCAACCUAUUUCAACAAGAAACCCAAAUCCAGCAAUAAUAAAAGUGCUAACGCGAAAUGAAGACGGAGCAAAGCUCACCCCAUUGACAGAUAUGAAUAAAAAUACAACAAUAUUUUUAUCGAAAGAAAUUGAACCAACGCCUCCGACACACCUCUACCCGACUCACUCCGAAUCAAACAUUGUGUCGAAACAUACAGAGCCAACCCCCCCGUCACACCUAUAUCCAGAUGUGCAAUGGAUGAAUGUAAUAGAACAUACAACCACUUUUCCACCAGCUACUACUCCGACCACCACAACAACCACUCCGACUACCACAACAACCACUCCGACUACCACAUCAACCAUUCCGACUACCUCUACAACCACUCUGACUACCACAACAACCACUUCGACCACUACAAGAACGACUCCGACUACCACAUCAACCACUCCGACUACUACUACAACCACUCCGACUACCACAACAACCACUCCGACUACCACUACAACCACUCCGACUACCACAACAACCACUCCUACUACCACUACAACCACUCCGACUACCACAACAACCACUCCUACUACCACAACAACUACUCCGACUACCACAACAACCACUCCGACUACUACGAGAACGACUCCAGCCACCAGCACUGUCACAACAAUGCGAGCAACUGAAUCUACUUCAGCUAGCACAACUACCGCAACCACCAGAACUACGACGGCUACGCUUACAACUAAAGUCAACACACCUAGGGUCAGUAUGCAGAUUAUUCUCUUCCCUCCGUUGACGAUUAAAUAUUGCAAACGAUUCUGCAAAAGGAAGAGAUACACCAUGGACUACGCUCAUUCCUGCGGAUAUUUUAAAGGUAUCGGGAAGAAAGAAUUCUGCAUGAUGUGCCGGUACUCACAGUUCAAACCUUGCAAACAGUAUUCACAUUUUGUAUGAAAGAGAAACAGCAGAUACUAUUUCAAUCUGGGCAGGGAAGUCAAAGAAAUUUUACGCUAAACUCCGAGCAAUUAAAAAAGGUUUCUGCGCUAGGUUACUCCGAUUCCCGACUCAAAGUAAAAGAGGAAUUCAACAUCAGUUCAAGCUCCCAACUCCGAGAAGACCUAACCUCUACGGUUUCAUAUGACUCAUAAACAAUGUAAAAAUGAAAAGAAAUAGCCUCUUAGCCUUUUGUCCCAUCUUUGAGUACUGGAAAUAUGAACUCGAUUGCUUCAUUAGUUGCAGGGGAACAACAAUUUAACAAAAUGAUCAAUAGGCUUUGUUCGUGUCCUACAAUAUGACAAACUAUGCGACCUCUACUCCGGGGUUAUCGUCGGAUGAAUAAGCUGGCAACGACGAUGGUAUAAUUAAUAUAACGUUGCCCAUAACAGGCCCGUGCUUCCCAAUUUUUGUCGGUUAAAAAAUUCCUUGUUCUGCGUAUUUUGGAAAUCUUUAUUUCCAAUCCUCCCUCACUAAGCAUGGAAUCCUGUUAUUGUUAUUUGUGCGAUCUUGAUAGGUCUGCAGCCAGUUUUACACACAACUCCCACUUUGGUACACCAAAACAUGCAUCACAAUAUUAUUAAAUAUAUUUGUUAAACUACACAAAUUGAUAAUUAUUCUGAAUAACAUCAAAAUUCCACCCCGGUUAGGAAACGUUGCCCUACGCCAGCGACCGGCAACCUGUGAUCGGGUCCAAAUUGUUCUCGGAGUUCUGGCUCCUGUAAGUCAAAGCAUAAACAACAGCUUAUUAGGAGCAGUAUGGAUUCAAUGGAAAUGUCGACAUAAACCAGAUACACUUCACCAAUUACGCAUCACACCGGUUCCCAAAGUAUAAGUCGAGAGCGGUAAAAAUAGGUCGCAAGUCUGUCAAAACACUUUUAAGUGAGAACUAGAUUCAUGAGUUACUAAAGGUUGCCGACCCGUGCCUAGGUCAGGGCUACUCAACUAUUUUUACCAAAUAUCCGCAUACAAAACUUAAAAUUAUUUGAGUCCGAUUUUUCCAGAAAUUAUACUUCGGCAUCCUUAA